CGGUCCAUCCUGGCGAAGUACGGCGCCGAUCCCGACCCAUGCGACCAUGGCGAUCGAACGCCUUUGUCGGUGGCGGCUGAAUUUGGGCACGAAGCCGUCGCGGAGCUUCUGCUCAAGAACGGUGCUGAUGUCGACCUCGAAGACGCCAACGGCAGGACUCCCCUCUGGUGGGCGGCCACGAACGGGCAUGCUGCUGUUGCGGAGCUGCUGGUAAAGGCAGAUGCCGACAUCGAGCACGCGAAUCAAGACGGCGAGACGGCUCUUUCACAGACCAAAUACAAAGGGUUCGAAGCCGUUGUAGACUUACUCAACGAGAAGAUCGUCGGCCCUGCGUUUCCCAAGAGCGACCGAGACGCACUGCUGUGGUGGGCGGUCACGGAACGACACGCGGCUGUGGUAGAGGCACUCCUGGAAGACGGAGGCGACCCAAACAGGCCGGGUCCUAUCGGCCAGUGCCCGCUACUGUGGGCUGCUGCGAAUGGGUACAAGACGUUGUUGAGGUGCUGCUAG
Hyaloscypha bicolor E is the source of this 510-nucleotide messenger RNA. RefSeq names its product ankyrin. The annotation marks the transcript as partial. Gene Ontology annotation, molecular function: protein binding; transcription cis-regulatory region binding. Gene Ontology annotation, biological process: positive regulation of transcription by RNA polymerase II. The transcript has a single exon. Gene Ontology annotation, cellular component: nucleus. NCBI's taxonomy places the organism in Eukaryota, Fungi, Ascomycota, Leotiomycetes, Helotiales, Hyaloscyphaceae. The record is from RefSeq and is a predicted model, not a curated record.